Messenger RNA from Oppia nitens, 1553 nucleotides. Its product is annotated as zinc finger and BTB domain-containing protein 41-like. Gene Ontology annotation, cellular component: nucleus. The record is from RefSeq and is a predicted model, not a curated record. The coding region runs from base 244 to 1485 and encodes 413 amino acids. Gene Ontology annotation, biological process: regulation of transcription by RNA polymerase II. The transcript has 4 exons. Gene Ontology annotation, molecular function: protein binding. NCBI's taxonomy places the organism in Eukaryota, Metazoa, Arthropoda, Arachnida, Sarcoptiformes, Oppiidae.
AAUACAAUUGUUAUGACAGUUGUGUUGACAUUAUUAUUGGACACAAAAUGUUUGUCAAUUGAAACAAACAAAUAAAAGAUGUUUUGAUCGCCAAAAACAACACAAAAGACAAGACAUUUGAAGUUUUGCAGUCAUUUAGGUUUAGUGUCCGCUGUUUGCCGACGACCGACGACCCGAUCGUCGAUCACAUUGACUGCGAUUAGUGACGACCACUACUGACCAAUCGGUUUGCGACCGAAAUUAAUGCGCAUUUAUUGUGUACUCAAAGGCAAUCAGUUGACGAAGUAUUCAGUGACGGCCACUCGCGAUAUAACCGACACAACAAUCGGCACCGAAAUGGCCGACAAUAAUAAUAUCGCCUCUCAUCAGAGUCAGGCGUAUUGUCUGCGACGGGCGAACCAUAUGUCGGACAUGAUUGAGAACUUUGACCGCAUGUUUAAAGACGAGUCGCUAACCGACUGCGCGCUGAUCUGUGCCGAAGGACACGCCAUUAAAGCUCACCGAAUGAUUCUGUCGGCCAGCAGUCCAUUCUUUCGUACAGUUUUUGAACAAAUGUCGAACCAGUGUCCCAACUAUCCAAUGGUUUACCUCAAAGACAUGCCUAUGUCUGAUCUCAGAGCUAUCAUUGAGUUCAUCUAUACUGGAGAAGUGACGGUCGGACAGGAACAGCUCGAAAGUGUCAUCCGAUCGGGUGAAGCGUUACGUAUUAAAGGUCUCGUCGAUAUUGAUCGCCGAGAGAAUACCAAUAACAGUACGGCCACUAUUGCCAAGAAGAGGCACCGAAAACAAAGGCGUAAACAAAGAAAAACAUUGUCCGAGAAGAAUGAAAACAAUGAGAACAAUAAAACAGAGGAAGAGAUUGAAGCCAAUGAUAGCGCUAAUACUUCCGAUAGUGAAACAGAGUUAUCUGACGGAGACACCAGUGAUCACUCUUUUGUUGGGACCCCAACUGAUCUGAGUGUUUCUCGAACCUAUAAUGAGAGUAUCGCCGCAUCCGAGGAUGGCAUAGAACCGACAAGACUUCUGGAACAGUCUAUGAUCACCGGAGAUACUAGCAAUAGUGUCAACUCAUCCAAUCAUAAUGAUCAGGACCGAAAACUCAAUUAUGACGGCGCCAUAGAUCUGAUGUCACAAAUCUCUUCAGCUAUAAUUAAUGAAAAUAAUGAUCACAAUCACCGAGAAAUACCAUCGGUUCCGGGAACAAGUCGUUGUUCACAAUUGAAAUCUAACGACAAACGUAAACCUAAAUCAUCGAAAAAGUCAUUGUCGUCAGCCGUGGAUCCAACGAUACUACAGCUAAGACAACAGAGAUUCCAAUGUCAUAUCUGUCAUCAAGGAUUCACUGCCAAACGCAACCUUCAGAGACACUAUCAGAUCCAUAACUACUACCGGAAUAAGUUUGAGUGCGAACACUGUGACCGACAGUUUUCGUGGAAACAUACGCUUAAUAUUCAUAGAGAAAAGGCUCAUAACAUCAAAUUGUAGCUAUUCUUGUGAUUUAUUAUUAUUAUACAAAAAAUACAGUCACUUAUAAAUAAUAUUUCAUAUAAUAU